Molecule: messenger RNA, 4340 nt
Organism: Coffea arabica (coffee)
Lineage: Eukaryota; Viridiplantae; Streptophyta; Magnoliopsida; Gentianales; Rubiaceae
Source: RefSeq, a predicted model, not a curated record
CUCUUCCCCGCUGCCCUGCUUCCCUUUUCUUUUCUUCUUCGACCGACACUACUCCAUCGCUCACCGCCGCGCCUCUCUCUCAGUCCAUAUCGCCGCCAUUACUCGCUCGCGCACCCUCGCGGCCAAGCAGUGCCGCUCGUCUCUCUCCGCCGCUACCCACCUCGCGCCGCAUUCUCUCUCUCUCUCCCCCUCACUGCUGUCCGCCCCACCUCGCGAGCCCACAGCUGCACGACUGCCAUCACCAGUUGCCCGCGCACGCAGCCGACAGCCAAACACUGCCGCACUUCUCUUCCUACCGUGUGGUCCGCGCUCACCACCAGCAGCUCCCAACUCCUCCACAGUCGCGGCCACACUCGCCUCGGUAAUACCGACACCGCUACCACUCUCCAUCCAUCUCCCUCUCUCGAUCUCACUACCCACAACUAGCUCCGCCUCGCCGUCGCUGCCCGCCGCUCACCCAAGGCGGACGCUGUCUCUCUCUCUCCUUGUCGCAAUCUCCACUACAGCCGCAAGCCACCACUCUCUUCCAAAGCUCGCGCGCCACCAGUAGUCCACUCCGUCGCGCGACAACAGAGACGCCACUUCUCCCUCCCCCUCGCGCGCUACCAGCAGCAGCCUCAGCUUCACUGCCAGCCGCGCGCGUCACUGGCUCGCCCAAGCGUAGCCCACAGCUGCUUCCUGGGAUUUCUCCACGAAGCACGCCGCUCCGCCAUCGCCGCCGCCUCCAAGCUCCAAACUCCACCUUACGGACCACCACCAGCUCUCCUUCGCAUGCUGGCAGCCGCUGCUGCUGUCCGCCAUCUCCUUGCCACGCAUCGUCACCUGUCAAUUUGGUAUUAACUUUCUACCCUUGUUUUAACAUUUUCCCUGAACCUUCAAGUGCUGGGUUUUGUGCCUUUUCGUAGGUUUCUUGAUGGAUAUAGCAGGAGGUGAUUUGGGCACUUUCUGAGUUAAUUUGGGUGUUUGCUGAUUGUACAGGAGUUUAUUACGCUUUUGGAUAGAUUUGUGAUAAAUUGCAAUAAUCUGUUGUUCUGUUUGGGGCUGUGUUCUGGUAUUGUGUGUGGCUACGGUGCCAAUUGAUUUGUUGAUGUGAGGAUAGGUACAUUUAGUUGAAUUGUUUGGCUGAAUUGAUUUUUCGUCUUUUGACUAUAGUUGUUGCUUAUAUUUAGAGAUGCUUGCUUGUUUGAAAGUUCAAGUUCUUGUGAUUAAGUUGUUGCUCAAAUUCUGAUUUGCUGUUGUUAGAACUUUUGGUUGGGUGAGUGUGCAAUUAACUGUCCAAUUGACGGCAGUUGUUGAUAUUUUGGGUGGUAGUGUUUCUAAUUGCUGAAAUUUGGUGAUCGGUUUAAACACUAGCACUACUUAUAACUGUUGUACUCUUUGGACUUGAUUUCUGGUAUUGCUAAUUUCUGCUAUAGUGCUGGUUGGUUUCUCUAGAGGUCUUUCAGUUCAUAUCUUUUGCGCAUUCUAUUUCUGGUUGAUUAAGUGACCUCUUAGUACCCAUGGUGCGACCCAGAUCCUCCUCUAGGUCUAGGACUCCUAGAACCUCACAGCCCCCUCCACCUCAGCACUCAAUUCCCGCCUUUGACCCCUUGUACGACCCAGAGGAUGAGGGCUCGCCUGGAGAGGCAAAGAGGCGUUCAUAUUUCUGACCCUGCACAUUUUGGGGGUAAUUUGAACUUUACUCGGGCCGCCGACAAGCAGCGAUAUGCUACUUGUUGUGAACGGAGGAUCACUCCCUACCGUUAUCGGAACGCCGCCACCUUGGACCUUUUGAAUAUUAGAGUUGACUUUGAUCGCUUGAUCCGGGCCAUUGGGUGGCGUCCCUACACUUAUAUUGUUGACCGUCCAGCUUUUGUCGAGUUGGUUAGGGAGUUCUAUGCCAUAUUCGAGUUCGACCUCCCCACGGGUUACACAGUUUCUACUCCUAAUGUCAUCCGUUUUAGAUUAAUGGGCCAAGAGUUCCACCAUUCCAUUACUGAUUUCAAUCUAGCACUUGGUUUUAUUGAUCAGGCUUAUGUCGAGUCACGUGAGUAUACCGAGAGUGCUUAUGACUAUGUACAGCCCUUUUUCUCCCACUAUCGGCAUAUUUGGGAGGAGAUGUCCAUGGAUCGUAAUAAUUAUGACCCUCGUCUAUCUAAGGGUUCUUAUCUGAAAGACCCGGCGUCUCGCUAUAUCCACCGUUUCUUGGCCUAUAGUUUCUCGGGUAGGCGAGAUAGCUCGGGCAUUUUGUCUAAGUCAAAAUUUUUCUUUAUUUGGUGCAUGCAUAAUAACAUUAAGGUUAAUCUUGGGUGCUGGCUCACUUCUCAGUUCAAAUCUAUUUUGCCUAAGAAGAAGCGCCCCUUGAUUCUUGGGUCAUACACUACUCAUUUGGCUGUUAAUUUGCAUGUGCUUGAUCUUUCUAACCAUGAUUUACAUGUUGCCUGUCAAAUGGAGCCCUUGGACAUUCUUUAUUUAGAGAAAAUAGGCUUGGUUCGGGAGGGCAACGACGGAUGGGAGGUUGGAGCCAGUCGUCGGCCCCCCCUCGGUCAUCUUUUGCCCGCGCCUCCACUGAUGGCGGUGAUCCCGGCCCCUCUACUUCCGCUCCGCCUCCUCCCACCCCAGGGGCUGACGACUGGCUCCAACUCCGGAACACGAUUGAGAGAUUGGAGACUCGAGUGACUCACAUUGGCAUCAACUUGCAUAACAUGGCGCAGAAUUUGGCAGUAUUUGUCCACCAUGCGGGUCUCGCUCCUCAGUUCCCGCCCGACCCACCCCUGUUUUGACGACUUCAGGGAAGUUCCGUUGCCCUUAUCCUGCCUUUUGCUGUUACAUUUUCACAUUGAGGGCAAUGUGUGCCUUAGGUGUAGGGGAGUCAGUUUGGAUGCUAGUAUUUCCAGUUUCCGGUUUUUGGGUGUUUUUCCUUUGUUUUUAGUUUACGUGUUUUUUUCCUGUGUGACCUAGGUGUGGGGGGGAUUUGGAUUUGACUAGUGAAUUUCUUCAAUUUUCUGCCUUUUUUUAAUUUUCUGCCUGGCUUGCUGCUGUCUUGAUGAAUAUUUUGACAACUCACUCUUCUAUUGCUGGUUGUAGUUUACUCUAUGAAUUUAGUUUCGGUGGCGAGUAAGAGCAUGUUGUCCUGGUGAAUAUUUUGAGGUUAAUGACUUGGUGCAAUUUGUGGCUAACUUGUUUAGGCAAUGUAAAUAUUUUACUGGCAUUGUUGUGUGGAUUGGCCCCCUGUUGACCUUAGUUCUCCAUGUUUAGGAGAUGACAUGGGCCAUGAUAUUGUAUGGUAUUUUGGUAUUUUAGUGUGAAUAACAUAUGACUAUAUUCCGCUAGUGUCGUCACCCAGUAACCAGGAGUCUUCACCACAAGUGUUGAUUCUCGCAUAUAAAAGUGGCGAUAUCUAUGAGUAAGUAGUCCCGGAGCUGUGGAAAGUUGAGUAACUGGGCUCUUUCAUUUAAAAAUGUCAGAGUUCACGUCAAAAGACUUGAAUGGCUUGGGACUAAGCAUUUAUUCGUUCGAAAAAAAAGAAAGAGAAAAGAAAAAAAAAGAGGGAAAAAGGAAAAAAGAACAGAUGAGGAAAAUAUGUAAGUCUAUGAUCAUGUUGGCCCGCCGAUCCUUGGUUUUCAAUGUUGAGAUUUUGGUUGCCAGUUGACUUAAUUGCCGACUGUUGCUAGUUUAAUAUUUUGAUUUCCUAGGCGAGUUAGCCAUGAAUUGGACGAGUCUGUGAUCUUAGGAGCUAACCGGGAGAGAAAUGUCUCGACACUUAGCCACUAAAUCUUGAUUUUGGUAUAAGCACAGCUUGGCAAUAGAUGACGUGAGAGCUGACCAUGGUUGAGUUUAGUUGUCCCCAUGCUUGAGGGCAAGUAUGAUUCAGACUCAACUUCAGGGAUUGGAGCAGAAAACUACAAAAAAGGAGGGACUUGCUCCAUAAGUGGGAGACUUCAAAAAAGAAAAAAAGCUCCAUGGACCUGGCCCACAAAGAGAGGAAGAAAUGGAUUUCCUUUUGCUCUUGGCCGAGAGUCCUACUAGCAAGAGGAAACAAGAGAAAAUUGGGGGAGCCUCACUUUUAGACUUUUGCUCUCAAAUUCGGCAGGGCCCAUCUUUUGUACUUAGCUUUCUCAAUUCGGUGGGGGACCACGGACGAGUGGAGCAUUAGUCACUUUUGGCUUUUAAGGACAAGCGUACAGAGGCUUGGGAGCUUAGUUCUUUUUAGCAUAGUUUUUAGUUUUCUUUCUGUCCUUGUCAGGCGCAUGCCUACUGUUCGACAAUAUUCCUCAACGGGAAAAACAUCUUUUAUUUCUCGCUUCCUAGUGAAAACUUGAUGCAUUUGCAAUCAAUUAAUUUGCGUAGAGAUUUAAUUA